AUGGAGAUCAAGACCCCGCUUACACCCGCGGUGGAGCGGCCCAAGUACGAAACUCAGCGCGAUACUCCAAAGGCCGAAGACAACGUUGAUCCAUCGCCAUCGGACAAAUCGCCGUCUGAGAUUCAACCGUUGGAUCUAGCGUCUGUCGCAAGUGAGGAGUCGGAUAUGUCGUCUAUCGCAGAUGAAGACUCUAUAUCGUAUGCUGUAACGGUCAAGGAGGCGCUAGAAGAUCUCAAUCAGGCAACGCCAGACGUGUGGGCGACUGAUCCGUCGUUUUGGGACGGAACAUGUGACCGAAAGAUGGCUGUACUACCAGAAGUGCCUGUGACGACAAAAGAUGUGAAGAUCGAGGACAUUCAGCUAUGUGGAUCUGAUAAUCAGACCCCAGAAGAAAUUGAUCGACUUCGCCAAACGAUCUGGAAGUUCCGACAUCUCUUGAUCGGCAAAGUAAAUGCCCUCCCGCCGGCGACUAGAGGUGUGGUGUGCGAUAUCGACGUCGGAGGAGCGAGGCCUAUCGCCCUGACGUGUCGUAAGUUGCGGAGCCAGUUCAGGGAGAAGCUGGCAGACUUGAUCAAGGGUCUGUUGUCCGCCAAAAUGAUCAACUACUCUAGAUCACCAUGGGCUUCCCCGAUCGUGCUUAACUCAGCUAAUGAGCUAUCCAAUGCCUUGAUCAACGACCUACUCGAAGAUCUGGAGUCGACACUUUGGUACUGUUCUUUGGAUAUGUGGAACAGGAUGGCUUUCGGCUUGAAGAAUGCGCCCCAGACCUAUCAACGUAUGAUCGACAACGCGCUAUAUGGGUUCACCCGGAUCCCGAAGUCUGAAGACCACGGAGGUACUUCGGAUGUGUUUGAGGACGGGGAACCGGUGGGUCCAGGCAAGCCAUCGGUGCUUGGGCGUAGUUCAUAUAUCGACGACAUCUUGAUCCCAGCCAAUAACUGGGAUCAACUAUGUGAUCGAGUCGAAGGUUUACUCGAAGCGUGUGAUAAGUUGAAUCUGUCGAUCAGUGUGGUCAAGGGUUUCUGGGGAAUGCCUAAGGUGGAAUAUCUGCGUCAUAAGUCAUUUUUGGGAAGUCUGAAGUAUUACAGCCGGUUCAUUGAAGACUAUGCGAUUUAUGCGUCAGCUCUGUAUGAAUUGCGAGAAAUCGACUUUGCUGCGAUGGUGAAAGAGGCUACUCAAGCGCGGAUCCAACAAGUGUUGGAAGCGGAGAACGGGGAUCGAGGAUCACAGGAAGUGCGCUCAACACUCAAAGCCAAGAUCGCUACUACUCCGGUCCUACGGCACUUUGAUCCAGAACGGAGGGCCAUGGUUGUGGUAUAUGCUAGGGAUUGGGCCAUCUCGGGAUCAUUGAUGCAGGAAUACGACCAGAUCAAUUACCCCGUGAUGUUUGCGAGCCACACUCUGAAGUCGAAUGAACUAAACUAUGGCAUCGCGGAGAAGGAGGUAUUAGCCUUUCUGAGGAUCCUGGAUCUUAACUACAACGCACUAGUCGGACGCCCGAUCCACGUACGCGAGGAGGAGCUAUACGUCGUUAGUUUCUAUGGAUCUGCUCGCGUCAAAAGAGGCUUGACGGUGAGCGAGGCGGAAUACCAUGGGCUAUUGCUAUGUUUGGAUAUGUUGGAAGAUCUGGAUCCGCGACGUCUGGUGAUCUGCGGAGACUCGAACCUGGUGAUCCGACAAGUACGAGUGAAAGUCGAAGACAAGAUCGCACAGAUAUCAGAUGUGACGACCCGAUCUAAGGCUAGAUCGGGAGUGCGUAUUGGAUCUGAUCCAGGCUCCCUACGAGAAGAGGUCGUGAGAGAGCUGCGGAUCGAGCGAAUCCGACAAGCACAGGAUGAGAAGUCGUGGAUCAUGGGCUUGAAGAAGUACUUGAUUGGGGAGAUCCGGGAUCUGACACAAGAAGAGGCUAAGAUGUUUGGAUCUAUUGCUAUGAAUUAUGAAGUGAAUCAGUUGGAUCUACUCUUCUAUUGCCCGACAACUAAAGAAACCGCUGCAGAUCGAGAUAAGUUGAUGCGACUGGUGAUACCUGAGUCACUUCAACAGGACAUUUUGCAUCACUAUCACACGAGCCUACAGGGUGGCCAUCAAGGGAUCGGUCGCACCUACGAUCGGAUCCGUGAUCAUUUCACUGGAGAGGGCUGUACAAUAGUGUACAGCGAUAUGUGA
Phytophthora megakarya is the source of this 2166-nucleotide messenger RNA. NCBI's taxonomy places the organism in Eukaryota, Oomycota, Peronosporomycetes, Peronosporales, Peronosporaceae. The record is from the annotation of a GenBank genome assembly.